AUUUUAAUGGUUACUGGGCUCCUCCGGUGAACAAACCAACCUUAAGCUUUCCGACAGUCUCUCUCUCUCUCUCUCUAUCUCUUCCCUUAAUUCGCGUCGAUGUCGUCGUCGUCGUCCCGAUCGCGAUUUUCCCGAAACCCUAGUUCUUGAACUGCUCGGAUUUCGAUUGGUGAUAUGGAGGUGUAGCGAAGCGACGGAGCGAGCGCAAUCCGAAGAUGGAGUCCCAUUACGCCCACCACAACAGCAUCUUCGACCGGCGCCCCUUCCUCAAGGCCAAGACCCCCGCCGUCAAGUGGGUCAAGCAAUGGGUGCCACAAGAUGUUGUAGCGACUGGCGGGAAGUGCUAUCUCUUGAAAUGGGUUUCAGAGAGCACGUUGAAGGCCUUGAAUGAGAAGGAAAAGGAGCCAAAGGAGCCAGAACCAGAGCCAGAGCCAACUACUGAAGUACUUUUCCUCUGCAGCUAUGAAGGAUGUGGAAAAACCUUUAUUGAUGCUGGUGCUUUGAGAAAGCAUUCUCACAUCCAUGGAGAAAGACAGUAUGUGUGUCACUAUGAGGGAUGCGGAAAGAAAUUUUUGGAUAGUUCGAAAUUAAAAAGGCACUUUCUUAUUCACACUGGGGAAAGAGAUUUUGUAUGUCCUUAUGAAGGCUGUGGUAAGGCAUUUUCCCUGGAUUUCAACCUGAGGUCCCACAUGAAAACACACUCUCAAGAGAACUAUCAUAUUUGCCCAUACUCGGAUUGUGGAAAGAGAUAUGCUCACGAGUACAAGCUUAAGAACCACAUUGCAUCGCAGCAUGAAAAGAAUGCGGCAGUUGAGGUGACGAAGUACACACCACCUCCAGAGAAGAUCACUACUAAGGCUUCUAAGCCUUCCAGCGGAGCUUAUGGGUCGGCAUCAUCUGACCGCCCUUAUGCUUGUCCGUAUGAAACGUGUGACAAGGCUUAUAUUCAUGAGUACAAGCUCAAACUUCACUUGAGAAGAGAGCAUCCCGAGUACAUGGCUGAUGAGAAUGCUGAGAAUGCCACACGCAAUGUAGAUCAUGAAAUGGACGAAGCUAGUGAUCAAGAUAACUACAGCAGAAAGCGCGCCAACGGGAAAAGCCAGAAACAAAGCAGACAGAAACCGAACUUGAAGACGCCCCCAGCAAAGUCCGCUAAGAGGAAGGGUGCCGCCAGCCCUACUCCCGUAGCUUUGAAUGUGGUGAAGAAACCGUGGCCAGUUAAAGAAGAUAUAUACGAGGAAGAAGAUAGUGAAGAGACGGAAGAGGACCAAGAGAAUGUGGAGGGAUGGAGAUAUGCAGAAAACAACGAGGACGACGAUGAAGAGACCGAGUAUGAAGACUAGCGAGCUAUCUGCAGCAACAUAUGUAUUUAAGAGGAAGGAUUGGGUUGAUGAAGGGACAAGGAUUUCAAGAUUAGACCUGGAGGAUGCUGCCAUUAGCUCCACUGUGAAGCUUGAUUGCUCUUUCUCUCCAUUACUCGCGGUUCCUUAAUGAGCCGCAUUCAUGUGUCAAAACAAAUCUGCAGCAGCAUUGUUGUUGGAAUUUUUCGACUUAAAUGGAUAGUUAUAGAUCCCUAAUCAUGAAACCCAUCUAAUGGCCAAA
Messenger RNA from Syzygium oleosum, 1602 nucleotides. Its product is annotated as zinc finger transcription factor YY1-like. Bases 216 to 1343 code for a protein of 375 amino acids. Gene Ontology annotation, molecular function: RNA polymerase II cis-regulatory region sequence-specific DNA binding; DNA-binding transcription factor activity, RNA polymerase II-specific. Gene Ontology annotation, cellular component: PcG protein complex; transcription regulator complex. Gene Ontology annotation, biological process: regulation of transcription by RNA polymerase II. NCBI's taxonomy places the organism in Eukaryota, Viridiplantae, Streptophyta, Magnoliopsida, Myrtales, Myrtaceae. The record is from RefSeq and is a predicted model, not a curated record. The transcript has 6 exons.